AUGGGAAAGGAUUAUACAUUUAUUAGAAAUUGGAUUAGUUUCCAUUUUAUGGGAAAUAUUAAUAAUUUUUCAUAUUGCGUUGUAAAUGCAGCAAGUGGUAACUUAUCAGCUUAUUUUCACAACUCUAAAAAUAUUGGAAUUAUUCUUUGGGCAAAUAUUGCAUUUGGUUUAGUUUCAAGAUUGGUUAAUACAUUUUUAAUUGAAAAUGUUAAUUCGAAAUUAAAGAUAGUAGUAAAUUGUUUAUUUAUGUCAAUUGGUUUAAUUGGUGUAGCAUUAUCAGUAUAUGUUAAUUUUGGAUUUUGUAUAGCAGCCAUAGCAUUUGUUGGUAUUGCAAGUUCAUUUGGUGAGAGUGUAAUUCUCUCAUACAUGAAGAAAUUUCCUGCAGAGCUAGUUAAUGGUUGGUCAAGUGGUACAGGUAUUGCAGGUGUAUGUGGUUCAUUGUUUUAUAUAGCAAUGGUUGCAGCAGGUUUAUCGAAUUCAACAAUCUUUUAUAUGAUGUUACCAACUGUUGCUGUUUAUUUCCUUUUAUUCUUUUUCGGUUUAAAAGUACCAAAUCAUUUAGAAGAAGAUAGAACAGAUAACCACAAUAAUAGUAACAAUAGCAGCAAUAACAGCAAAUAUACAGAGAAACAAUCAUUGGUUAAAAAGGACCAACUUAUUGAAGAUAUAGAUGAUGGUGGUGGUGCUGAAGUUGCACCACCAGGUGAAACUAAAAAACAAAGAUAUAUUCGUUGUGCACGUUUAGUUUGGUUCAAUGCUGUCAAUUUAGCAUUGGUUUAUUUCUUUGAAUAUGUUGCAAGUGUAGGUGGUGCUGAUCUUGCCUUGAAAAAGGAUCCAAACAAUGAUAAUUUCUUCAUUGCAAAUGCAUUUGCAAUCUUUAGUUUUUGUUAUCAAUUGGGUGUAUUAAUCUCACGUUCUUCACUUCAAUUCGUUAAAAUCAAACAUAUUGGUGUUAUCACCAUCCUUCAAGGUAUUAAUAUGGUCUUUUGGAUCAUACAAGCAAAAUAUAAAAUGGUCACCUCUGUUUGGGUACUCUUUAUUCUCAUGGUUUAUUGUGGUCUUUUAGGUGGUGCUUCUUAUGUUAAUGUAUUUUACUUAAUUCUUCAUCAAAAAAAUAUUCCAAAUGAAGAUAGAGAACUUUGCAUUAAUUAUGCUGCUUUAUUAGUUACUGUUGGUAUUACACUCGCAGCUUGUUUCAUUCUCGUUAUGGACCAUACAUUUUUAGCCUCUGAGGUUCCAAAAACUGAUUCUUCAUCCUCAACAUAA
Dictyostelium discoideum AX4 is the source of this 1266-nucleotide messenger RNA. RefSeq names its product Batten's disease protein Cln3 family protein (gene cln3). NCBI's taxonomy places the organism in Eukaryota, Evosea, Eumycetozoa, Dictyosteliales, Dictyosteliaceae. The coding region runs from base 1 to 1266 and encodes 421 amino acids. The transcript is spliced from 3 exons. Gene Ontology annotation, cellular component: lysosomal membrane; membrane; vacuole. The record is from RefSeq and is a predicted model, not a curated record.